AUGGAGUAUGGGAGUAGCUAUACCCCGCCACUACACAACCAGCAUGCACCCAACCACCAACGAGUGGAGAGCACCGACGACGAUACAGUUGGCAUGCUAUCUCAAGCCGCGCCAUCUUACCAAUACGAAGCCUACCGUCCGCCAGAUCAACAGUUCAAAUCCAUCGAUACAUCAGUAACGAACCGCAUGUACGCGGAUAUAUCACCCCUCUCAGCGCGAAUAUCCACACCUCCAGGCUUCCAACCAGUUCCUACUUCUUCCUCAAUAGGCCAGGCGACUAUCAACUACCUCCCCACCACCAGAACCCAGCAAUCACCACCCGCCUCCCCAGGCUUCCGAUCUCGACUUUUUGGUAGUCGAAAUGUGCCGUACCAAGAAAAUGUAGCGUGGGCAAAUUCAACGCAGUUUCGGCCUACGACUGUCGAGGUACCAGACCGCGAGUAUGAAGCGCAAAUCGUAGACGCGGGUAUGGCUGCGGCGCCAUCAAAGCAAUACUUCCGCGAGGCGCGACACGUCCGUGAACCGUGGAGCCCUGGCAUCUGGACGCGGUUUCCACGGAAGGGCCUGGGAGCCCUGGUAUUGAUAGUUCUCCUGACGGCUGGAUCUUCGACCAUCCUUUUCUUGAGCGAUGGAACGAGACCUGAGAAUUGGAAGGUUGGUAUGGAUUCCGUGCAGCCGCACGUCUACGUCUCUAUUUUUGAGAUGAUCAUAAUACUUCUCAACUUUUGCGCACUCGCAGAGGGAAUAGUCAUCACCUUCUGGCAUCGCUUGUUGCAGAGUACAAAUCUCGUAGAUGUACAUGAUAUGCACGAUUUGUCAUUCCUCUGGCCAGCAAUCAAGCGAACAUCUCGUUUGCAAUUCAACGCUGUAGCAACUGCUUCUAUACUUACAGCUUUCUCGCUCUCCAGAGGCCCGUUCUUCCAGCGCGCCAUCAUUCUAAUAGAUGGCCGCUAUCAGACCAACACGACGUUUGUCAUGCUUGGCAUCGUUGUCUCAUUAGCCUCCGUCAUCGCUAUUCUGCCCUUGUAUUACGGCUACUGGGACUUUGGCAGGAAAGUUAGUUUGAAUCCUUUGGAGAUCGCGCGCGCUUUUGGUGCUCCUUUAUUGGAUGGUUUAGACGGCAACCUGACAUCGACUGGUGUCGAGAUGGAGCGAGGAGCUGUGACAGUGAAAUACGGGGCGUGCGAGCGAUAUGGUGGUGAAAAAGUGCUGAGGGUCGAGGAUGCCGCUAGAGUGAAUAUAAGAGCACCUUGGCAAGGGGAGAUAUUCGGAUAA
Molecule: messenger RNA, 1275 nt
Organism: Cucurbitaria berberidis CBS 394.84
Lineage: Eukaryota; Fungi; Ascomycota; Dothideomycetes; Pleosporales; Cucurbitariaceae
Exons: 4
Coding region: 1-1275 (424 amino acids)
Source: RefSeq, a predicted model, not a curated record